Staurois parvus is the source of this 311-nucleotide messenger RNA. The record is from the annotation of a GenBank genome assembly. Lineage: Eukaryota; Metazoa; Chordata; Amphibia; Anura; Ranidae.
AGUGGGAGGAAUAGUGUCCCAUCAUUGAUGUCAGUGGGAGGAAUAGUGCACCAUCAUUGGUGUCAGUGGGGAGGAGGAAUAGUGCCCCAUCAUCGGUAUCAGUGGGGAGGAGGAAUAGUGCCCCAUCAUUGAUGUCAGUGUGGGGAGGAGGAAUAGUGCCCCAUCGUUGGUGUCAGUGGGGAGGAGGAAUAGUGCCCCAUCGUUGGUGUCAGUGGGGAGGAGGAAUAGUGCCCCAUCGUUGGUGUCAGUGGGGAGGAGGAAUAGUGCCCCAUCGUUGGUGUCAGUGGGGAGGAGGAAUAGUGCCCCAUCAU